Hydra vulgaris (swiftwater hydra) is the source of this 1300-nucleotide messenger RNA. Lineage: Eukaryota; Metazoa; Cnidaria; Hydrozoa; Anthoathecata; Hydridae. The record is from RefSeq and is a predicted model, not a curated record.
AUUAUGAUCGAAUUUGUAAUCUUAUACACUUGAUGAAAUAGGGGAAUCGAGAAUAGUAACAAUAAAUUCAUUGUGUAUGGAAUAUUUUCCUUCAUUGGCGUUAUUUUGAAUAUCGUGGGCUUGAUUGUACUGGUUAAAUUUACGAAAAAACUUGAUUUAACGCAGCGAUAUAUACUAAUCCAACUAUGUUUCAUAGACUUUUGCUUAAGUUUAGAACAGGCCAUUUUAUGUUUAUUGACAAUAAUAGAUAAAAUAACUUAUAAAAUAUUGGGAAGGUUUUUUAUUGCGCUUUCAAUUUUAAAAACAGCAUUGUAUUAUACAACAUUUUGGUUUACAUUUGACAGAUUUUUGCAUAUUAAGCUAAACGUAAAAUACAUCAUCUAUUGGUCGAAAAAAAAAACAAUCAUUGUGAUGGUAAUUUUAUUAAGUAUUGCUAUAUUGAUUGGAAGCUUAGUCGGAUCAGGUGUAAUUAAUUUCGCUUACGAGUACACGAUUUACGCGUGUUACGAUUUAGUUAUAGUUAGCUUUUCUGUUUUUUUUUACACGUAUACUCUUGUACAUUUUUACAAGCAAAAAGCAAAUCUUCGCUCCAACCAACUAAACAAAGGGGUUUUUAAAGGAAUUUUACUAUCUGUUAGUAUUAUAACUAUAUUUGUUGUGUUAUUUGCAAUACCUGAUGCAUUAAUGGCUUUAUUAAAUAGUGAAAAACUUAUAUUGAAUGAUCCAACAUACAUGUAUGUAAGUAUAUCUCUUACUUUAUCUUUGUGGACUGAUGCAUUAGUAUAUAUAUUUGCGUCCCCAGAAGUAAGAAUUAUUCUUAAAAGAAAAUUAAUACGUUUAAUUUUCAAGAAAGAACAUCUGAAUAAAAGUAAGUUUACUGCAACUAUAUCAACAUCAAUAGGAAGUAUUAAAAACUAAACUUUAUUAAAAAAAAAAACAUUUUUAUUAUAGAUACAAGCAAAGCACACUUUUAAAUAAGCUUUUAAAUAAAAUUCACCAAACAGAUUCUAAAUAUCCUUUGACUGAUAAUAUUACUGAUAUUUAUUAUUGAAUUUAGUUUUUCUAAACGGUGAAGGUAUUUUUUAAUAUAAUUAGAACAUUGCAAAUAAUUGUUGUACAAAUUUUAUUUUUUUAAUUUUAUAUGUGAAGUAUAUGUAAAGUAUAACCUUAUAAAGAAUAUUCACAAAACAAAUGCUAAAAAUUCAUUUGAUUGAUAAAAUUACUAAAGUUUAUUAUUGAAUGUACAUUUUGUAAACGAUGUUUAUGACAUUUUUUAUUUUAUAAAUACUUAAAUCAUGUA